Messenger RNA from Corythoichthys intestinalis (scribbled pipefish), 9704 nucleotides. Its product is annotated as rho-related BTB domain-containing protein 2-like. Gene Ontology annotation, molecular function: GTPase activity; protein kinase binding; GTP binding. The coding region runs from base 207 to 2375 and encodes 722 amino acids. The transcript has 10 exons. Gene Ontology annotation, biological process: regulation of actin cytoskeleton organization; small GTPase-mediated signal transduction; establishment or maintenance of cell polarity. Gene Ontology annotation, cellular component: cell projection; cytoplasmic vesicle; cytoskeleton. Lineage: Eukaryota; Metazoa; Chordata; Actinopteri; Syngnathiformes; Syngnathidae. The record is from RefSeq and is a predicted model, not a curated record.
UUAGCCACCGAGGCCGAGUGCGUGGAUGGUGAUCCAUCCACAUGACGGUCACGGCUGCAGCUCUGCGCGGUACCGGCAGGCGUGCAAGAGAUCGGAAUUAUUACAGCAUUUUCCCUCGCCAAGUCGACAGUUUUUGAAGCCUUGGCUAAUUCGCCCCCGAAGAUGAGGUUAAACAGGGGUUGCCGCCAGGUGCAAAGCCGCAUCCGAUGGAGUCGUGCUUUGUGUCUCGUCCCUCCGUCAACCCCAUGCGGCACUUCCUCGCGUUAUUACGCUCGCAUUUGACAGAAUCUGAUAUGGACUAUGAGAGGCCCAACGUUGAAACCAUCAAGUGUGUGGUGGUCGGAGACAACGCCGUCGGAAAGACCCGCCUUAUUUGCGCUAGGGCCUGUAACGCUACACUCACACAGUACCAGUUACUGGCGACGCACGUGCCUACUGUCUGGGCUAUAGACCAAUACCGAGUAUGCCAAGAGGUGUUAGAGCGUUCUAGAGAUGUGGUGGACGAUGUCAGUGUUUCCCUUCGACUUUGGGAUACUUUCGGAGACCACCACAAGGACAGACGUUUUGCAUACGGCAGGUCUGAUGUGGUGGUACUGUGCUUUUCCAUUGCCAAUCCUAACUCUCUGUACCAUGUGAAGACCAUGUGGUACCCGGAGAUUAAACACUUCUGUCCCCGUGCGCCGGUCAUCCUGGUAGGCUGUCAGCUGGACCUACGCUACGCAGACUUGGAAGCGGUGAACAGAGCACGGAGGCCUUUGGCCAGACCUAUUAAAUCCAAUGAGAUACUUCCUCCAGAGAGAGGUAGGGAGGUGGCCAAAGAGUUGGGAGUACCAUAUUACGAAACCAGUGUUGUCGCUCAAUUUGGAGUUAAGGACGUCUUUGACAACGCUAUCCGAGCUGCGCUCAUAUCCCGCCGCCACCUACAGUUUUGGAAGUCCCACCUUAGAAACGUGCAGCGGCCGCUCCUUCAGGCGCCCUUCCUGCCGCCGAAACCCCCACCCCCCAUAAUCACUGUGCCGCCUCCCCCGACGACCACAGAGGAGCACCCGGUCGGUCUUCUGGAGGACCCACACUGUGCUGACGUCAUCCUGGUGCUCCAGGAGCGGCAAAAGAUUUUUGCACACAAGAUCUACUUAUCGACAUCGUCCUCAAAGUUCUACGACCUCUUUAUCAUGGAGACCCAAAACGAGGAGACGGAACGGCCCUCUCGCGGUCCACUCUCGGGCAGAGAACUGUUGAUGCGUGCAGCGAGUUUCGACGUGUGCGAGAGCAGUGACGAAGGAGACAGGGCCAACUUGAGAGCAUGUACCAGUGACGGAACCCUGAAAGACUCGCAGGGAGGCAGGCGGGGGCGCUUGCUUUCCUCCUGGAGCCGAGCGUUUGUGAGCAUUCAGGAGGAAUUGGUGGACGAUCCCAUCACGUACAGCCCCAGGCCCAUGACUGUGGUGCACAUGGACCAGUCCAUGCAACUGGGACCCUUUCGAGCAGUGCUUCGCUACCUGUAUACGGGCCAGCUGGACGAGAACGAGAAAGAGCUUAUGCACAUUGCCCACAUCGCCGAGCUGCUUGAGGUGUUCGAUUUGCGCAUGAUGGUGGCAAACAUACUCAACAAUGAAGCCUUCAUGAACCAAGAAAUCACCAAAGCCUUCCAUGUACGCCGAACAAACCGGGUCAAAGAGUGCUUGGCUAAAGGAACCUUCUCUGAUGUAAACUUCAAAUUAGACGAUGGAACCAUUAUGGCCCACAAGCCUCUGCUCAUCUCAAGUUGUGACUGGAUGGCAGCUAUGUUUGGUGGACCUUUUGUGGAGAGUUGCACCAAAGAGGUUCUGUUUCCCAACACCACUCGCAGCUGUAUGAGGGCUGUGCUGGAGUAUCUUUACACGGGCCGCUUCUGUUCUCGUUCUGACCUGGACGCAAUGGAACUUAUUGUUCUUGCCAAUCGUCUCUGCCUCCCCCACUUGGUUGCACUCACAGAACUCUACACGGUAACAGUGCUGACGGAGGCAGCAAUGAUGGGUGCUGACAUUGACGGAGAGGUUUUGGUUUAUCUUGACAUGGCUCAGUUUCAUGGAGCCCAGCAGCUGACUGGCUGGUGCCUUCACCACAUCUGUACUAACUACAACAGUGUUUGCCGCAAGUUCCCCAGAGACAUGAAGGCCAAGUCUGCAGACAACCAAGAUCACUUUGAGAAGCACCGUUGGCCGCCAGUGUGGUUCCUGAAGGAGGACGACCACUACCAAAGAGCACGCAAGGAACGCGACAAGGAGGACUACUUGUACCAGAGACGGCAAUGUAAACGCAAGUGGCUCUUCUGGAACCUUCCUUCUGCUCCCAACUCGAACUCUUCUUCUUCUAGUUCAUCUGCUGUCAUCUGAGAACGUGAAGGUUUGUGAUGACGAGAGGAAUGGACAUACAGCUAAAUUAUUGACUGUCGUCGUGCACUUUUUCCUCUUCUUUGUUUAGUCAAGAUAUGGAGAUCAGCUUAAUUUGUCUUUUAGAUCUAUUUAUUCAAAGAAUUACAAGGUGCACACUGGAUUGAAGUGUCAGCACAAAAAUAAAAACGGUUUAAAACAGAAUAUAUACAGUAUAAGAACAGUAUGAUCACAGUCAUCGUCUAAGCUGAACUGAUAACCAAGUGCUGCUUAUCAGCUGUAACAACCAGCAAAUCAACACAGAACCUGAGUCUCAGAGAUUUAGCACUUUGCCCUUAAGUGUUUGUACAAUCUACCACACAAUGAGUACAGUUCUUCAUCAACAACUACAGGGCCGCCGCUUCAUAGACCAUACCAACUGGAGUUGUGUCUACAGUGAAUGUGACACUAUUGCCACAUGUGUUAUCUUUCUUGGAUGUUUGUAUUCACCUUGUAGAGCUAAAAGUGAGUAAUACGUGUUGUGAUCUUGUCCGUGGCCACAAAAGGGCUGUCGUUUACAUGAAAGCAUGUUGUGUCCUGAGAGACAACCAGAGGUGGGUAGUAACGCAUUACAUUUACUCCGUUACAUUCACUUGAGUAACUUUUUGAGAAAAAUGUACUUCUAAGAUUAGUUUUACUAAGCCACACUUUUUACUUUUAGAUGAGUAGAUUUGUGAAAAAGAAACUCUACUCUUACUCCGCUACUUUGGGCUACACUGGUCAUUACAUGUUUCCUCUUUAUUCUACGAAUUAGAUUUUACUUUGUUUUUUCAGCAAUGCCAACAGUAGCUCUACCAGUUUCACCAAUUAGACAUCGCAACAAUAAUCACAUAAUUGAAAUAUACCAAUCAGACUCAAGCUUGCCAUUCGAAGAUCAUGCUGACCAGUUCAAUCAUGUGGCGUCUUUUUUUUUUUUUUCUUUUAAACCUGUUCUGUUCAGCUGUUUGACACGGAGAAUGGAAGUGUAAAUGUCCGGUUGGUCUGAACAGUUUUAAUGUUUCACAUUGGAGUAUGACAUACUCUGAUUAUGAUCAUUCAACAUACCUUGUUUAUUAAGACAAAGCAGCAAACAGGAAGAGUUUAUGGGGGAACAGAAGAAAAGAAGAAACACAACAACAAGAAAUACAUUGAAUGCCUACACUAACUAUGAAUAUGUUGGUGCUAUCAUCAGCUAGAUGUAUUUCCGGUUGACAACAUGUGGGGGGCCUGUUGACAAGUGAAAGGGGGGGGGGGUGCGAUAAGUGAUUGGGAGGGGUGGAGUGUACACAAAUCAGCUCUGUGAUCUAGAAACCAGUAAUCGUGUGAAUCCCCUGUGAGUGUAAGCCCGUUGACAACCGACCCUACUCUGCCCCACCGGCAAUCCCGGCACCGAGGCCCCCCAGCCGAGUGGGACUAACCACAUCCAGCCGUGUGUGAGCCCCAUCAAACAUGCGACAGCUAUGCAGACGAGCGGAGACGCCACGCAGACGCCACCCCAGGGCCACGGCCCCCACCAAGCCAGCUCGGGGAGGGAGGGCGGGGGUGGAGGAGCCAGCACAGCCCAUCCCUCCUCCUGCAGCCCAGCAAAGGGUCCAUCGUCACCCCCCAGGAAUCUAGGGUGGUCCCCCAGGCUACCCGCACCCCCAUCAGCUGGCCUUCAGGGAUGGGAAGACGCACCACCAACCCUCACAAUAACCCCCAACCCCGUCCGCUCUUGAGCCACAGCCGCGGCCCCUCAAUCGGUACACCGCACCAUGGGACCCCCAACGGCCCACCAAGCCCAAGGCAGGGUCCCCCGCCGGAGCAGGCGACACUCAGCCGACACACCGGGGUCCAGCCAGCGACCCGCGACGGAGCGCAGGGCGGGUACCCAGGCAGAGAAGAGAGGGGAAGGCGGAAGCAAGAGAACGCCCCGGGAGCCACGCCAAAGAGAAAAAGUGUGGCACCCGACUACCACCUUAUUACUGUGGCAGCCAUUACCCAGCACCGUGAUGUGAUUGUGUCGGGAGGGUAGUGCAAUGUAUGCAUUAAAAUAGGAGAACUCGGCUUGGGGCAUCGGGACCGCUGCGUGGAAAUUCUACCCAGCCGUCCAUCCUACCGCUCUUUGCUGGAGCUCCACGGUGGAGUAUGAUGUGUGUGGUGUGUGGCGUCUUUAAAGCACCGUAAAAAAAAAAAAAAAAAUGGAGUGCUGCCCUCAACCUGACUCGAAAGCGUGGAUUUUAACCUCUCUCCCAGUUUUUAUUUAGAACCCAUUGACCACGGAAAACCGGAGAUAUGGUCCUUUUAUAAUAGAAAUUAUAAAGAAGCUAUUUAACUAUUCAAACUAGGAACUAUUUUCUCCACUAUAGGGGACUCAUGCUUUAGUUCUGCAGAUUUUAAUCUCUAGCCGGAAUUCAAUGAAUCCCCCCCCCCCCCCCCCCUUUGGCUUAAUGGGGUUAUGUAAUAGGUUAAAGUACUGUAUAAUAACAGUUCAUAUACUGUAGAUAACUUUGUGCUGAGAAAAAAUAGCAUUGUUCUAAAAAAAAAAAAAAAAAAAAAAAACAACCAUUGUAAGCAAUUACUUACAAUGUUACUUAUUAUUGGAGUAUAUUUUUCACCAAAUACUUUUUUUUUUUACAUGUAUGUCAGUACAUUUUGAGGAUGAUUACUUUUUCUCUUACAUGAGUAAUAUCAUUUUGAAAUUACUUUAGUAUAUCUUUUGGCUACUCUACCCACCUCUGGAGACAACAGACCCUGAAUUAUCUGUAUUUUCAGUCAAAAGUGAUCAGAUCACUUCUAUCACCACAGAAAACGAAUUAAUCAGUAACUGUCAACCCCGGAUGCUUAAUUAGUUACACACCAAGACAGUGUCAUUUAAAGCUGCUGCUAUUUACGGUGAUUUGUGUUUCUUGCACUAUUUGUUUAAGAUUGUCAUACGUAUGUUGUAUGUGAUUGCAUCGCAACAGUUUGUGAUAUUCAGUGAACAAAAGGGGAUUGUAAAUUGUAUAUUGAAUGUUAGAUUAAGUGCGUUAGUUUAAUGUGCAGUUACCUUGUAUUGUGCACUGCAGGCAGUGAGCAGAACCGCACACUAUAAAUGAUUAAUAUAUCACGGAAUACAGACUUGACUAAUCGUUUAUGUGCAGCUACUUAACGUUGUGGGAAAAUGACCCAAUGACUAAUUUUGCUGGCCUCCAAUUACAUCACUACUACUGUUUUAUACUGUACAAUAACGGCAUUGUAGACAAGUUUAAUGUACAAGCGCACUGCAAUAUAGAAAGGUCUAUUAAGGUCACACAUUUGAAUUCAUAAAAUAUUUUUAGGUUUUGGCCUUUUCAUUGUGAAAUAGGGGUGGGAACCUAUGGGUAGCUGACGAUGCGAUACGAUACGAUUUGCGAUAUAAGGCUCAUGAUAACGAUGAUCUCAAGAUAUGGCGAUACAGCAAUUAUCAAUACAUAGAAAAAUAGGCUAUUUUUACCCUUCAGCUGCGAAUUGGAAUGAGUUUAUCACGAGUAGACAUCCCAUUCACUGCCAUCCCUCCCAGUUCAAAUGGAUUGGACAUCUAUCGCCGUCAGUGGCAGCCAUUGCUAGGCAACCAGUUCAUUUUGGAUCAUUUGACUUCAUUACCUGUUGAUUUUGGUCACUUCCUUUUCAUUUUGGGGCAUUAAUGGGUCACUUCCUGUUGAUUUUGGGGCAUUUACAGGUCACUUCCUGUUGAUUUUGGGUGACUGAAAAGGAAGUGACUCAAGAAUGUCCCCAAAUGAAUAGGAAGUAAUCCCGGUUUUACACCAGACACCGCUGCAACACAUCAGCGCAGAAGCAUUCCAGCAAUUUUUUUUUUCUUAAUUUUUGCGUGGCACUUUAACUUGAGAGAAUAUAGGAUUUUAAAACCGUUCAUAUGAAAAAAAAAAAGAUUAAUUGAGGCUUUUGAUUUUGAAAACACUUGCUAAAAUCUUUGUCAUAGCUUCUCAUGAGCACAGGUCUUUUUUCUUAUUUCUUCCAGAAACAAAGCUAACCAACACGCUUUAUCUUAAAGGCAACUGGUUGUUGUAUUGUUAUCUUUAAAUACCCGGUACUCUUGGACUCGCAGUCUUGCAAUCCUCGCGUGAAUCGAUCGAGCCGCUCCACAGAUGCUCUGCUCGUAAAACGCAUUUUGUUGAAAUUGGUUGAAAUAUCAGCAAUGCGUCGGCGAUGUUGACUCGCCUGGUGUAAAACAGGGGUGACUCAAAAUCAACAGGAGGUAACCUGUAAAUGCCCACACAAGACUGGCUGUGAAUACUCAUUGUCUAGCGCCGUCAAUGGCAGCCAGUUAGCUAACGUAGACACUAUUCUAACGGAAAAUUUUGGAAGCAACCUGUUGGUUUUUUCAACAGUGGCACUAUAUACAGUAUAUAUCGAUUCUUUGCGGGAGCGUAUCGAUGAAAUUUUGGGCUACAAAGUGUCACGAUAUACAGUAGUACCUCUACUUAUGAACGUCUCUACAUACAGAAUUUUCAGGUUAAGACAUGCCUCAACGGGAAAAUAUUACCGCUUGUUACGAAAAGAAACCCAGGAUAUGAAAGGCAAAAAGACAGUAUGGCUGGUAAUCGCAGCCAUAAACAUAUUUGUAGCUGCUCCGCUAUUGCCUAGCAUUCCCGGCAUCCAAUAGGCUAAAAGGGACUGCUACUGUAUGUGUGUAUCCCAGCGUCCUCUUCAUUCGCCUCUCGUGUUCCAACAGCUUUACAUAAGUGUAUUAACUUUUAGUGUGCACAACUCUGAUUUUAUGUUUAUUUGGCUAUAAUAUAAUUGUAACAUGUAUUUGUUAUAUGUUUUGAUGCAUUUCUAUGCAUUAUAAAAGAUUUAUGUCUGAAUUUUGGGGGCUUGGAAUGGAUUAGGGCAUUUACAUGGAAAACACAUCUCUACUUAUAGAAUUUUCAAGUUACGAAACUACUUCCAGAACAAAUUAAUUUCAUAAGUAGAGGUACCACUGUAUUACUUUCUAGAUAUAUUGUCACACCCCUAUUAUGAAAUACGAUUAUCUAAUUGUUUCUACACUUAAUGAAUAAGGUAUUCCUUAGCAGAAUAGAAAUAAACUUUUGUCAACCAUGGUCAGAUGUUACAAGAUGAAACAACAAUACUGGUUCCUUUAUCUGUGUAUUAUUCGUUCAUUGCAUAUUUGUAUUAGAAUCUAAAAUUGGAAAACGGGUAACUACUUAGUAUUUAAUUUCUUAUUUUCAAAUCAAAAAAUCGGAAAAACAAAUCAUGGCCGAUUUUUCUCUGUUUUGAUUUUGUUUUGAAAUUAAAAAUAGAUUAUGAUUUCAUGGAGUAACAUGGUAUUUUUAUUCUAUUUGUUUUUGGUUUGUAUCAUUUAUUAUGUGUUUUGACCUGCAAGUUGUUGACGUUUUACGUGAGACUUUAUCUACCGUUUUAUCUUCCGUCCUAAGUGUGACACGCUUUCCCUCUUUAAAAAGCACAUAUACCUUCACCAUCCUUGACAAAAACGUUAAUUAAUAAUGUUAAUAACAGUAAAACUUUAGCAAUUGUGCUGCUGGAUUCACCAAUCAAUGGAAUCACCCAGUAGAAACGGACCGACCUUCCUGAGGGGAAAAAAAAAUGUCAACAACCUCUGUGUCACAGCAUAUCAAAAAUGAUACAUGGUACAUGAUAAUUCCAUUCUCAAACUCUAUUUUUAAUUUCAAAAUAAAUAUAAAAAAGCGAAGAAUAGGCCGUUAUUUGUUUUCCAAUUUUUGAUUUGAAAACGAGAAAUGAAAUAUCAAGUCGUUAACCGUUUCCCGAUUGUGGACUCUAAAACCAAUAUGGGAUCAAGGAAUGAUACACUGAUAUUUCUUCUCAUUGUUCUACUAUGAAAAGCAUGUAUUUCCAAUCUUUAAACAUCAAUUCAUACUUUGUGUUUCAAAUACAAAAGGGAAAAAAACUGACAAAAUACAUGCUUUUCAUUUAAUAAAAACAAUAUAUGCACUGUAUGUGAAAACCAGUUGUAACUCUAAUCAGCAGUAAAAUAAGUAAUGUUAAGAUUUCUCCCCCCAGUGGUGGGUUUCGUACAUAAACAUGCAUUUAUCGCCUCAGCACAUUGCUUUUCAAGAGUUUUCUGCUAAUUUAUUGCAUCAAAGGACACCUCACGCCUUAAUGUACAGUGUCAGUGUAUGGUAUUGAAUGUAAAGUAGUGUUGCUUUGUGGAUAUCAAUGUUUAUAUUUUAAAAUGUGGAUGUCAAAGAAUUUAUCAUUGUGCUAGUCUGAACGUUGCAUAUCUUAUUGAAAGCUCACGACACAAAAUUUACAAUCCUGGUCAAGACUAAGCUAUGUUAAAAAAAAAAAAAAAAAAAAACAGUUUGCCACAGGGAUCUAAAGUUAAUGUAUUCCAUUCAAGCAAGAAUUAUUCAAUGAAAAACUAGUAUGGCCAUGGGAAAUAGACUGGAAGUCAUAAUUGUAAAUAAUCGCAAGUCGUAUGAUCUAUUGCAUAGUUUAAUGUUUUUCUACUAUGCAUAUUGAAAUGUCUGACUUUGAAACUUGCACUGCUUUACCAGGUCCUCUUUAAAUGACACGAAUAAUUAGAUAUGUAGGCAACAUCAGGUUUAAUGAAAAGAAGAAAAUAUGAUCAAAUUCUUCUUAGGGCCCUUUUCAUGUGUUUGGGUGCUAAUAUUGCCGCUGCGGAGAAGCACAAACCAAAGGGAGCUUAAGCAGCACCAGGAGUACAUCAAUAUGUAUAUGCUGCACAAUCACUACUGCAUAGUUUUAUGAGGCCUUGUUUGGAAAUUGUGAAGAAAAAAAAGAGAAACCUAAAAAAAGAACUUGAAUGUUUUCUCAGUGUUUAAACCCUAGAUGACAUUUUCCGUAGUCAUCGGGUGGUUUUGUUUCUCAAAAAUGCUAUUUGUAAUGUUUAUUGAUCUGGAAUUCUGUAGCAUGUGUUCUUGAAAAUAUGUAAAAAGAAUUUACUAAAUAAAACAUGGACCAUCAUUUGCAGUUUGUGUGUGUGUGGGUGAACAGUCUUUAAGCCUUUACUGGUCAAGUGCAUAUUUUUGGUAAUUAAAACAACAACAACAAAAGAACAAACAGAACUUCAUAAAGACCUGGCGUCCACAUACACGAACAUCAAAUUUUGGCUAAUGUCCGUCAAAAUAUUAGCAUUAAGGUAUACAAAUGUGGUCUACAUGGCCCUAAAUGUGAUGUCCACAAAUGUGGACUUCAUGUCUCACAUAUAGUUAUAUUAUUUGUUAAUUAUUAAUCAUUAUCAUUUAGAUUUUUUUUUUAAUGAAAACUAGGACUCUAAAGUUAAUUGUUAAUAAUAACAACGUAAUAACUAUAUAUAUGUGUGUGUGUGUGUAUGUGUGUGUGUGUAUA